Messenger RNA from Thecamonas trahens ATCC 50062, 312 nucleotides. Its product is annotated as histone H4. Bases 1 to 312 code for a protein of 103 amino acids. The transcript has a single exon. Lineage: Eukaryota; Apusomonadida; Apusomonadidae. Gene Ontology annotation, biological process: nucleosome assembly. Gene Ontology annotation, molecular function: structural constituent of chromatin; DNA binding; protein heterodimerization activity. Gene Ontology annotation, cellular component: nucleosome. The record is from RefSeq and is a predicted model, not a curated record.
AUGUCUGGACGUGGUAAGGGUGGCAAGGGCCUCGGCAAGGGCGGCGCUAAGCGUCACCGCAAGAUCCUUCGGGACAACAUCCAGGGUAUCACCAAGCCCGCGAUCCGGCGUCUUGCUCGCCGUGGCGGUGUCAAGCGCAUCUCCGGCCUCAUCUACGAGGAGACCCGCGGUGUCCUCAAGCAGUUCCUCGAGUCGGUCAUCCGCGACGCGGUGACCUACACCGAGCACGCUCGCCGCAAGACCGUGACCUCGAUGGAUGUCGUCUACGCGCUCAAGCGCCAGGGCCGCACCCUCUACGGCUUCGGUGGCUAA